Molecule: messenger RNA, 3463 nt
Organism: Drosophila busckii
Lineage: Eukaryota; Metazoa; Arthropoda; Insecta; Diptera; Drosophilidae
Product: RNA-binding protein 5-B
Exons: 12
Coding region: 349-3234 (961 amino acids)
Biological process (GO): mRNA splicing, via spliceosome
Cellular component (GO): nucleus
Molecular function (GO): RNA binding
Source: RefSeq, a predicted model, not a curated record
AUACAUAGGAGUGCCUUUUAUAUUAGGGAUACUAAAAAAUAACUUUCAUAUUAAAUUACAUUUUUGAAUAAAUUGUCCUUGUUAACCCGGGCGCUAAACAAAAGUGUGCUGCUUCUUCAGCAUUGUAGUCGUGUUGACGAUUUGCAUUUUGUGUGAUUGUCAAAAGCAGGCCAAGAUUUUCUUAUGCUCACUAAAUUUUGUGAGUGUGACCCAAUGUUAAUAGAUAUUAGCAGUGCUGGAAGCAAAGGAAAGAAAAAAUUAUUAAAUACACAAUACCUUGAUUAAAUGCGCUAAUUCCCAAGUAACUAAAAACAAAUUCUUGGAGAACGUCAAGCAGGCACGCGUAACAUGAAUAUGGACUCGCGUUUCGGACGCAGUUUUUCUAGUGGCAACGGCGGCGGUAGCGGUAGAAGUAAUGCUGGCAAUCAACAUAGACGCUAUAGUCGCUCCCGUUCGCGUUCUCAUGAACAGUCCCACAGACUUCGCGAAACCCGCUCCCGUAGUGGUGACCGCUAUCAUCGACAUGGUGGCAGUGCAGAUAAGGAUCUUUAUCGUGAUCUUAUCAAUGAUGAUUAUAAUGAAGACAGAGGCAGCAACUUUAACUCGCGCAACAACCACGAGAACGAGCAAGAACGCAAUUACAGCCGGGAUAAACGCGUUUACAAUCGUCGCGAAGAGAACGCUGAGCGUGACCAGAACAGAGAUAGAGAGCGCGAGCGAGAUCGAGAUCAACGGUGGAAAAACUAUGAUCGGGAGCGCAACACGGACUACGACAGAAGUACAGAGCGAAGCCGCGAUACACGUAAUGGGAAUGUGAGCGGCACCAAUAGUCGCGAACGUGCUAAGCGUUAUUCAGAUGAAGAGAGCUUCCGCAGCGGCGAGGAUAGUUACGACAGCGAUGAGAGCGAUGACAGUCAAUUUCGGCGCAAUCACAUACGCACCAGCAAUGAGGCCCUAAACCAAAUUAUUAUUUUUGGUCUGAAAAAACACAUCACUGAAGCAGACAUAAUGGGCGCACUCAUUCAGGUGAACAUGGAGCCUUCAUCAAUACGUCUCAUACGCAAACGACCUACAGGUGCAUCACGCGGUUUCGCAUUUGUCGAGUUUAAUACUGUUGAGGAAGCAAAACGUUGGAUGGAAUUAACUCAGGGCUCGCUGAAGCUGGGCGAUCAACGUGUCUCACUGCAAUACAGCCACAAGCGUAUCACAAGUACCGAUUGGCAUUGCAUUAAGUGUGGCGUUUACAAUUUUAAGCGUCGCUUCAGUUGUUUCAAGUGCAACUCGCCACGUUCGGAAAGCGAGGGUUUCUUCAACACCGGCCAGGGCGAGGGUGUAUAUGAGAUUAGUCCGAUAUUAACAAAAAAGAUCAUGCUGCGCAAUCUGGAUGCGCUAACAAAUGAGGAGGGCGUUUUGAGUGCUCUGCAAAACUUACUGCCGAAGCUAGCCAAGACCAUACAAAAAGUGCUCAUCAGUCGGGAUUCUCUUACACAGACAUCGCGUGGAUAUUGUUAUCUAACCUUUGAGACACUAAUAGAUUCCAUGGAUGUUCAUAAUGUACUCACCGCUCUCCAGCCGCCGCUACGCAUUGAUGAUCGUGAUGUUACUGUCAGUUACUGUGUAGACAAUGAGAAUCAGCAAGUUGUCUCAAAGAAUGCUCAGAAUGGUCUAUUAGGUGCUGCACUGCCCAAUGAAGGCAACGGCAUGUAUACCUUAGCCGAUGUGCCACGCCUUGCAGAAUACAGCGCUGGACUAUAUGCCUCGACCCCAGCAGAGCAUGCACACUAUUUGGAAUAUUACACGGAAUACUAUACGGCUGAGAUCAAUAAAGAGACUGUCGGCCACAGUGAAAGUGGCGCUGAGCCUCUGGUAACUGAAGCAAACUCCGGUGCAGCUGUCGCACUCUCGGCAAUACAACGAAAGCAAAAGAAGAUGAGCACCAUUGAGACAACUGCAACCGCAGCGGCUACAGCGGCUGCACAGGCAGCAGCGGCGGUAAAAGCUUCUUUUGCCCCGCCGCAGCUGGUGGCGCCCAGAGGUAACGAUGGCAAGAUUUAUCCUCCACCCGAUGUAUCGCGGUAUCAGUAUGAUGAAACUUCUGGCUAUUAUUACGAUCCUAUUACGGGUUUGUAUUAUGAUGCGCACUCGCAGUACUACUAUAAUAACGAAACGGGCGCCUACUUAUACUGGGAUCAGCGCCGUAGCACAUAUAUUCUGGCUACCCCCGCUUCCACACAGGCAGCAUUGAAGGAGUCGCUAGCACUGGAAUCACAGGCCGAGCAAAAGGAUGAGGAUGCUGGCAAGAAGGAGAAAAGCAAGGAUAACAAGCAUGACAAGGUGAAAGUGGCAAAGAAAAUAGUGAAGGACAUGGAAAAAUGGGCCAAGCAAUUAAACGAGAAGAAAGAUUACACUGUGGUUGCUACACCACAGCCUAUACUACCAAGUCGUAGUGGGUCGGUGACCGAUGGGCCAAGUACAUCACGCACAGCAGGUGGCUCCUAUGCAGAUGUGGGCUUUUCAAUAUUGGAAAAGAAAGAGCGUGUUAAGCUAAACGAGUUUCCUGGGCCUGCAACCGCUUCAAUGAAUAAGCUCGUUAAUGCAUAUGGUGGCGGCUCAGACUCUGAGGAGGAACACAACUCACAAGCUAUUGGCGCAAUAGAUGGCGGCGGUGCUGGUUCUGGUGUUGUUAACGAUGACUUAGAAUAUGCCGAUUUUCAGCGUUUAACAUGCCUGCUCUGCAAGCGGGCCUUCCAAUCUCUGGAUAUAUUACAGAAGCACAUCAAAAUGUCAAAUUUGCAUAAGGAAAAUUUGGCUAAAGUCAAAAUGGCUGACAGCGGUGGAAACGGAGCCUACGAUGACAGCAUUAACUCGGCUUUAUCUUACCGCGAUCGUGCCAAGGAGCGCCGCUUAAAGUAUGGCGAGGGUGACCCGCCGCCACCAAAUCGCAGUCGCGAGCGCUUCGAGCAUGAGAUCAAGAGUAUGCAGACGCGUCAGAAAGAUGCUGCUCCAGCCAUGCCUAUUAGUUCCAGCAAUGUUGGUAAUCGCUUGCUGCAAAAAAUGGGCUGGUCCGAGGGUCAGGGGCUUGGGCGCAAGAACCAGGGACGCACACAGAUUAUAGAGGCUGAAGCUCGCUCCAAUAAUGUAGGUCUAGGUAAUAGAAGUGCAACUUUGGCCCCUGGUGAUGAUUACAAAACGUACAUCAAGAAAAUGAUGAAGUCACGCUAUGAGAACGCAUAAUGUUGAUUCGUUAUAUAUGUAUUUAUUGUUCUCUUUUGCUCAUAAACACUUCAUUACGUUUAAAUUGUUUUCAUUUGUCUUUUACAAGAAGAUUUGCCUCAGACCUCGUGAACAUUACAAAUUUGUUAAAAUACUUAGCUUAAUUAUUGCUUAGGAACUUAGCGUAAUAAUAAACAGACUGUAAAUAAUGUUAAAUUUUCUUCCUCUUAAAUAAAUUAUUGGCAAUGCA